AUGAUUCUCUACUUUAAUGAGUAUUGAUGUUGCUCCUUUUUGCAACAAAGAGCAAAGAGGAUCUUGAUUAUUUAUUUCAGACAAUUUGAGGUUUGUCAGGUACUAUUAUGAAAGAAUGCAUUAAAAAGACGACGUUAUGUCAGGCUAACAGUAGGAUUUAUGCUCCCACAUCGUGGCAGGAAAGUUGAAACUUUAUCUUUGUAAAAACCUACACCUGAUCUUCUAGAAGAUGUGACAGAAAAGAGUUCCUUUCUAAACUGUCUAGCACGCCCUGUAAGUCUGUGUUGUGUUAACAUCCAAGCAGAAAUUAUUAUAACAACAUGGCAAAUAAGAACAAUGAGAAUGUUGAUGUCCAAAAAGGGAUCUCCGUUACAUUUCAACAGAUUUCAAUCGCUGAUCACUGACAAAAACCUCUGAGAUAGGUUGAAAACAAGGGAACUUUUACUGAAACGCUCUCCGACGAUAAUGAUGGAAAAAAAAAACAACCAAAAAGGCUGUGGAGUGUCUAAAAAUAAUUAGAGACUGAUUGAAAAAUAUAAAUAUAGUUCAGACAAAAAAAAAAAAAAAAAAAAAGACGCGGUAACACUGAAACUCUGUUUGUUCCUCACUCAUGGUCUUUGUUCUGAUCGGAAAAACACGUGGGGUUUUCUCUACAGAACUGCUGUGUAGAUGAAUAGGGUGAUACCCAUAUUGUCUCACACAUUCUACAGUGUUUCAAAAGGGAAAUACACCUCAUAGCACUGAACAUGGCUCUGCUCAAACUUCUCAUACUUAGUCUAACUUUUAGUGAACUUAUUUUUGAUUUAGAUGCUAUGCAUUGCGAAGAAGGCUUUUAUCUGUCUGUGGCUAAUCCACCACAAUGCAGUUUGUGUACCAGCUGUGAAGCAGAGACAGGGAGUUUUAUUGAGCAGAAAUGCACCAAAACCACGGACACAAUAUGUCGGUGCCGUGAAGGAUUUGUAAAAUGGGACAACGAUUCUUCCACUUGCAAAUGUAUAAAAGGAAAAGGAAUAAAAGGAAAAGACUCGUCACAUCUGGAGUGUUUAAAAUGCGAAGAAGGAUAUUUCAACGGUAUUAUCAACUCAAAGUGUGAGAAGUGGAAAAGCUGUGAUUCAGCAGGUGUGAAAGUUAAUGGGACCGACACCACUGAUGUCAUCUGUCACUCUUCUGUCAGUAAAACCCCAACGUCAACCAAAAGUGUUCCACAAAAACACACAACCCACCGUCCACGGUUGGAGGUUACAACUCAACAUACCACCACAGCUGCUCUUCAGAAGCUCACCUCAAGUGCUAAAGUUCCAGCCAGUGUUUCUUCAGACACAGGCAGCUACAUUGGUAUAGGUCUUGUCAUAUUUGGAAUUGCUGGACUUCUCGUACUGACUGCUUUGACCUGCAAGAUGCACGUCACUCUUUACUGGAAGAAGAAACCUACAGGGCAAAAAAUGAACUCUAUCUGUCGAACACCAGUUGAGGAGAUCGGCGAUGUCAGUGAUUCCUCUGCCAAGUUAAAUCCUGGGGAGCCAUGAGGUGAAAGCUUCAUUCAUACGAUGUUUUAGAUCAGGUAAUCAUCAUAUGAAUAUGUCCCAACUGAUGACUCAAACCUUUCAUAUGUUGACAGUUUUAUAUUAGAAAUAUGUCAAAAAAAGAACUAUCUACUGUAUCUGUAUUGUAACAGGUGUGUUCCCGAACUGCAGCGUCAAUAUUUGACAACAUGUUCGUUCUAUUAUAGAAAUAACGCAGAAAUCUAAAGACAAUUGCACAAAGUGUUUCUCACUGUUUAAAACUGUGAAACAAUUUAAGUGGUACAUUUUGCUUUUACUGCUUACGCUGCUCUAAUAAUGUUACAUUUUCACAUCAUGGAUAAAGUGAGUUUUCACUUAUCUUGAUAUUUAUUAUAUAUUUGAGUAUGCAAACUUUGGUGUAAUCUGAUAGAUCAUGCCUUGCUAAAUUGUUCAUAUAUAAAUAUACAUGCUUGCUGAUUUUUUAAAUGUUAUGACGUGGACGUGGAUUAACACGGUUCGUGACAAGUCUGAGAAAUAUACAUUGUGAACGGUGCAAUAGCAGACAUUGUGACAAUCAAUAGCACUCAUCCAAAGAUAUUAUGAAAUGUAAUCUCAGAAAAACAUUUUACUUUUUCCCAUAUAUGGCCUUUCUGGCUCUAGUUUUUAUUUAUUUUUUAUUUUUUAUAAUUUUUUUUGGUCAUAUUUUGUUUACUCAGCUCUGUUCCACUGGUAGCAGAGAACAUGAUAAGAAAAAAGAAGCAAGAGAAAAAAAAAAGGUUUCUGUGGCGCUGUGGGUGGGGGAAGUUCCCAUGUGGAUUUAAAUGUGCUUCUUUUUUUCCCCCCACUGCAACAAGCAUCCUUGCAUGUUUUCAGUUUGGCCUUUGGAAAGACUGAUGUUGUAAAUGUAAGGAGUUUCGUAUUGUUUAUGCUUCACUGGAGAGGUUUCUCUGGUCGGUACAUUCAGAGGAGUUGUGAAAGCUUGCCCUCAUUACUUUUUUCAUUCAUGUUUUGCCAAGAAACAUGAAGCACACUGCCAUUGCAUGACAAGUCGUUGUCUGUGCAUCUGCUGCCGCCCUUUGUGACAUUAUGACUUUCACAGGGAAAAAAAUGGUAAAGGUCUUUCAGUUUAGUUAGGUCAUUCAAUACUUCAUUUCAGUUCAUUUUAUUCACUUCACACUUAUUUAAAUCCAACCAAAAUAAUAUGUAUUGUAUAUGUGUAUGUAUGUGUUUUGAUAAACUGCACUUAAAUGCUCUGAAACAAUAUUACAUAUCAGUAAUAUAUAAGUAUAUUAUUAUAUUGAUGAAUCUAAAAACAGCAUCUUGGUGUCGCAGCUGGUCUAGGUGCAGGUUUUUCUGUUACACAUGUAAUGAGUGUGAGUGAGAAUGCUCACUUGAAACAGUCACUGCAUAUACUUUCAGUAAACGUCAGUGAUCCAGGAAGCGGACGUGUGGUUUCAAAGAUAUAUGAGCGUGACUUCUUAGGUUUAGAAGAAAUAACAUCACUUUAAAUGAAGGCAGCCUUCCAAGAAAACAUGCCGCCAGGUAUACCUUGAACACAUACUUAUCUUUACCCCUUGUGGGUUUUGCUCUCUUUCCUUUUCUUGUCAUUUUAGUAAAACGUUGUGUACGUCUGUGUGUACUACUUCUCUCAUACUGAUUUGUUGUUGUUUAUCCAAUAAAGGUUUUUGACUUUGA
Messenger RNA from Mugil cephalus (flathead mullet), 3197 nucleotides. Its product is annotated as tumor necrosis factor receptor superfamily member 4. Bases 747 to 1526 code for a protein of 259 amino acids. Gene Ontology annotation, cellular component: external side of plasma membrane. The record is from RefSeq and is a predicted model, not a curated record. Gene Ontology annotation, molecular function: signaling receptor activity; cytokine binding. Gene Ontology annotation, biological process: regulation of cell population proliferation. The transcript has 7 exons. NCBI's taxonomy places the organism in Eukaryota, Metazoa, Chordata, Actinopteri, Mugiliformes, Mugilidae.